AUGCGCGUCUCGUCGUCGUCGGUUGCGCUUCUCAGAGUGCCGUUGAUACAUGUGACGACAAGGAGCUUCCGAAUAGCUACGCCAUUAGCAUGGCAAGCAAGGAAAUCUAUCGUCCAAUAUGGAUAUAAGCAUGGGCAUGGCGUGGCCAGGAGGCAAAUCCACAUUGGCCAAGUCUUGAUGCCGCCCAUCAUCUUCACCGGACUCUUUCUUGCCCUUUGGUGCUACAAGUGCAUCAUGCUUGUCUUAUUCCAGAAUGCCAUCAUAUACAAUCCAUUUCUCCCACCAAAUGCCCGAAGCAUGACGAUCUCUGAGUUUUCUCGACAGUGUGGGGGCGUCGAAUGGCGAGAGGAUAGGAUCAAGUCCCUGGAUGGCACAGAGAUUGCGCUCUGUAUAAGUGAGAUUUCUUGUGGCGACGAGCGUGGUGGUUCACCCAACAGACCAAAAACGCCAGUAUAUAUUCUCUACUUUCAAGGAAAUGCUUCAUCUCUUCCCCCUCGCCUGCCAGAUAUCUCCGGCAUCUUACGCCUGUUGAAAGCAGAAACCAAAGGACACGUUCACUACACUAUUAUUUGUCUGAGUUACAGAGGGUAUUGGACAUCACACGAUCGCCCUUCCGAGAGGGGCAUCAACUUGGAUUCUGAAGCUGCACUUCGAUGGGUUUCAAAGCUCCAUCAUGAGAGGUAUAAAGAGACACAGGCGGCACCAGUCACGAUUCUUUGGGGGCAAAGCAUUGGAUGUGGCCUUGCAACAAACCUGGCAGCCAAGACCCAAGAUGCCGCCAAUCUACCAAUCAAUGCGUUGGUGCUAGAGACGCCGUUCACAAACACCCGAGCAAUGCUCACGGCGCUGUAUCCGCAAAAGUGGCUGCCGUAUCGACACCUGUGGCCGUUCUUGCGCAACCACCUCGACAGCUGGGCAAACAUGGAGCUGAUAGCUGCAAAAGCCACAAAACCAGGAGUUUACAUAGUAGAGGCGGGCAAGGACGAACUGGUGCCCUCUGAUCACGGUGGCAUCCUUUAUCAGCGCUGCCAGGAUGUCCAGCUGUUUGCGGAGCUUCACACAGUCCGCGGAGCUCUUCACAAUGAUGUGAUGGUGAGGAAACAAGGCAAACACACCAUUGCACAGUCUAUAGCUGUGGCCGUCUCACGGGCGCAGGAACUCUCUGCCGAUCAGGCGCAACGCCUGCCUGGGCUGGCAAAAAAUAAAACUUGAACGUGAACGCCGGACCCGAAUCUUAUACUUGAAAGUUUGGCCAGAUAAGCUGUGCCACGGCUACCACUUCCACUCAUGGGCAAGUCUGCGUGCCCAUCACACACACGGAAUCCUCGUACCGGCCUUAGCUGGUGCAGUAGCUUACCAGAAACUCAGCUGCAACAAGGCCUGUUCCUUGCAAUGCAAUCUAUGCUUGAUCCACUGGCAAAAAGCACGGCCCAAGCGUGCGGCUUGUUGCAGGCCGUCGGUUGUGAUACACUGGCUGUCGUGAGAACUAGAUAGAGAGUCCAAGGCAUUAUGACUGCUUUUACCUUGGUCGGGGACAAAGCCUUGGUAUAAUUGGCUCCAAUUGACUCCGAGAUUCUCUC
Molecule: messenger RNA, 1580 nt
Organism: Trichoderma virens Gv29-8
Lineage: Eukaryota; Fungi; Ascomycota; Sordariomycetes; Hypocreales; Hypocreaceae
Exons: 2
Coding region: 1-1212 (403 amino acids)
Cellular component (GO): membrane
Molecular function (GO): palmitoyl-(protein) hydrolase activity
Source: RefSeq, a predicted model, not a curated record